GCCCCUGACUGUAUUGACCCCGGCCGUGACCCGGAAGCGGCGGCGCGGAGCAAUGGCGGCGGGGCCGCAGCUGGAGAACGCGAACCCGCUGAUCUUCGGCCGCAGCUGCGAGCGGACACUCACCGCCCGCGACCUGGACGAGCGGGAGCCCGACGCCAUCGACGGCCGGGAGAUCUUUGAUCUGAUCAGAUCAAUUAACGACCCUGAACACCCGCUGAGCCUGGAGGAGCUAAAUGUCGUGGAACAACUUCGUGUGAAUGUGGCCGACGAGGAGAACAGCGUGUCUGUGGCAUUCACCCCCACCAUCCCUCACUGCAGCAUGGCCACACUCAUCGGCUUAUCCAUCAAAGUCAAGUUGCUGCGAUCCCUGCCUGCACGCUUCAAGGUGGACGUUCACAUAACUCCAGGCACACAUGCCUCGGAACAGGCAGUGAACAAGCAGCUGGCAGACAAGGAACGAGUGGCAGCGGCGUUGGAGAACGGCCACCUGCUGGAGGUGGUCAACCAGUGCCUGUCGGCGCGGCUCUGAACCCCAUGCACGGCAAUCAGGACAGGGGCGUGUGGGUGGGUCAGGGUGGGUGUGUGCAUGUGGAGCAAGUGUGUAUGUGAGUGUGUCCGUCGGGUGUGAGUGUGUGGAGCAAGUGUUCUUGUGUGGAGAGAGUGAGUGUGUGAAUAUGUGUGAGUGUGUGGGAGAGUGUGUGUGUAAGGAGUGUGUAGAGUAAGGGUGCAUGUCAGAUGCAGCUCAGUUUAUUAUAAUCAGCAGGGGGGGGGACAAUGCAAUUCCUUGAUCACGUGAAGCUCAGAGUGAAGAGUGUACAUGGGAGUGAUUGACACACCCAUAAAUGCAACGAGCAGUGCAAGGCAGCAGGGUGGUGCAAAGACUGCCUAGGGUGUGUGUGUGUGUAAGUGUGCACAUGUUGAGCGUGUAUGUGAGUGUGCAUGUGUGUAGAGUGAGUGGGUAUGGAGUGUGUGUGCAUGCUUGUGUGUAUAUGCAUCUGCUUGUCUGUCUAGAGGUCCCUAAGCUGAAAGAAGGUCCCACGGUUGUACAUGAUACUGGUCUCUGCUGGUCUGUUAUGGUUUUUGCUGCUCUGCUGGUCUGAGCUGGUUUUUGGUGUCUGAUGGAGUGUGCUGGUGUCUGCUGGUCGGUGCUGCUGUCUGCUGGUCUGUGCUGGUUUUUACUGCUCUGCUGGUCUAUGCCGGUGGGACGUGAAAGGUUUCUGCAAGCCUCUGGCUAGGAAGAGGGAGAUUGGUAAAAGUCCCUCCACUGCAACAACAUGCGGUCCCCAGCUGAAACUGCCCAUCAUCAGUAUUACAAAUGUCUGAUGUAAGACUGUGACCUCAGCCUUGCUCAAGGAUGAGUGAACCAAACUGAAUAAAAGCUUCAAUGUGUUGGCUAAUGCUACCGUA
Messenger RNA from Leucoraja erinaceus (little skate), 1407 nucleotides. RefSeq names its product cytosolic iron-sulfur assembly component 2B (gene ciao2b). The transcript is spliced from 5 exons. The record is from RefSeq and is a predicted model, not a curated record. NCBI's taxonomy places the organism in Eukaryota, Metazoa, Chordata, Chondrichthyes, Rajiformes, Rajidae. Gene Ontology annotation, cellular component: cytosolic [4Fe-4S] assembly targeting complex. Bases 53 to 529 code for a protein of 158 amino acids. Gene Ontology annotation, biological process: iron-sulfur cluster assembly.